Molecule: messenger RNA, 6977 nt
Organism: Dromiciops gliroides (monito del monte)
Lineage: Eukaryota; Metazoa; Chordata; Mammalia; Microbiotheria; Microbiotheriidae
Gene: KLHL24
Product: kelch like family member 24
Exons: 7
Coding region: 236-2038 (600 amino acids)
Molecular function (GO): protein binding
Source: RefSeq, a predicted model, not a curated record
UGUUGUGAGCUCGAGCCUCCGAGCGAGGCGGCCGGAGACGCGGCUGGGAAGGGGAAGGCGGACGGAGAGCGCGCUCGCCAGUCGCGGCCAGGGGAACGUUGUCGUCGGGCCCGCGGGGGACCGCUGUGCCUGAGAGGUAGCGGGGGGCCGCGACUCCGCGGUCCGCCCAAAGGAAGGAGAGAAGGAAGAUCCUUAGCAGACCUUUCUCACGAGCACCUAGCCGGCCGAUGUAACCAUGGUACUAAUCCUGGGUCGCAGACUGAACAGAGAGGAUCUCGGGGUGCGCGAUUCCCCAGCCAUUAAGCGCAAAGUGUUUGAAAUGGACCCAAAAUCUCUCACAGGCCAUGAGUUUUUCGACUUUUCUUCAGGAUCUUCCCACGCAGAAAACAUACUCCAGAUCUUUAAUGAAUUCCGAGACAGUCGCUUGUUCACAGACGUCAUCAUCUGUGUGGAAGGGAAAGAGUUCCCGUGCCACCGGGCCGUCCUCUCGGCCUGUAGCAGCUACUUCCGAGCCAUGUUUUGUAAUGACCACAGAGAAAGCCGCGAGAUGCUGGUGGAGAUCAAUGGCAUUCUGGCGGAAGCGAUGGACUGCUUUCUGCAGUACGUCUACACUGGAAAGGUCAAGAUCACCACUGAGAAUGUCCAGUACCUCUUUGAGACAUCCAGUCUCUUUCAGAUCGGCGCCCUGCGUGACGCCUGUGCCAAGUUCUUGGAGGAACAGCUGGAUCCCUGCAACUGUCUCGGGAUCCAGCGUUUUGCUGACACGCACUCCCUGAAGACGCUCUUCACCAAGUGCAGAAGCUUUGCUCUGCAGACCUUUGAAGAUGUGUCUCAGCACGAAGAAUUCCUGGAGCUCGGUAAGGACGAGCUCAUCGAUUACAUAGGCAGCGACGAGCUGGUGAUCGGCAAGGAAGAGAUGGUCUUUGAGGCUGUCAUGCGCUGGGUGUACCGCGCAGUGGACCUGAGAAGGCCCUUGUUGCAGGAGCUUCUCACCCACGUGAGACUGCCGCUCUUACAUCCCAACUACUUUGUGCAGACCGUUGAAGUGGAUCAACUCAUCCAGAAUUCUCCCGACUGUUACCAGUUACUGCACGAAGCCAGGCGCUACCACAUCCUCGGCAAUGAGAUGAUGUCUCCACGGACGAGGCCACGAAGAUCAACUGGCUUCUCGGAGGUGAUUGUGGUCGUCGGAGGCUGUGAGCGAGUUGGGGGCUUCAAUCUGCCCUAUACUGAGUGCUAUGACCCUGUUACUGGCGAAUGGAAGUCUUUGGCCAAGCUGCCUGAAUUUACCAAAUCCGAAUAUGCAGUGUGUGCUCUGAGGAAUGACAUUCUUGUCUCAGGGGGAAGAAUCAACAGCCGUGAUGUCUGGAUUUAUAACUCACAACUUAACAUCUGGAUCAGAGUUGCCUCUCUCAACAAGGGCAGAUGGCGCCACAAAAUGGCCGUCCUCCUUGGUAAGGUCUACGUUGUUGGAGGCUAUGAUGGUCAGAACAGGCUCAGCAGCGUUGAGUGCUAUGACUCAUUUUCCAAUCGCUGGACAGAAGUGGCCCCUCUCAAAGAAGCCGUGAGCUCCCCAGCCGUGGCCAGCUGCGUGGGCAAGCUGUUUGUGAUCGGUGGGGGACCUGAUGACAAUACCUGCUCAGAUAAGGUUCAGUCUUAUGACCCUGAAACCAACUCUUGGUUACUUCGUGCCACGAUCCCCAUUGCCAAGAGAUGCAUAACAGCCGUGUCCUUAAACAACCUAAUCUAUGUUGCUGGAGGACUCACCAAGACCAUCUACUGUUAUGAUCCGGUGGAAGAUUAUUGGAUGCAUGUACAGAAUACGUUCAGCCGUCAGGAAAACUGCGGCAUGUCUGUGUGUAAUGGCAAAAUCUACAUCCUGGGUGGAAGAAGAGAAAAUGGAGAAGCAACAGACACGAUUCUCUGUUACGAUCCUGCUACUAGCAUCAUCACUGGGGUUGCUGCCAUGCCGCGGCCGGUGUCCUACCACGGCUGCGUGACUAUUCACAGAUACAAUGAAAAGUGCUUAAAACUAUAAAGCCAGGAAGCCAGGGAGAAGCUGCCACCCCCGACGCCUCUUCCACCACCAGUGGGAAUGUUUCCAAAGGCCCCAAACAGACGCUCAAGGUUUCUGGUUUUUGGUUUUUAUAAGUUCUAUGCAAAUGAGAGAGUUCCUGUGCCUCCCUGACUUGGGCCAGGCCCAUUUCCAAACUGUAAAUAGUAAAAUGUCCAAAGCCUUAGGAAUUGUUAGCACCCUUUUUUCUGACUUAUCACAGUGAUCCAGUGUUGUGUUCCCACUCUUAUCCCAAGGGAGGCCUUCGGGGGAGGUGACCUUUACAGGUAUUGGUAGGGCCGUGUAGAUUCUGCGGCAUGUAUCGCCCGCCCUUCUACACAGCGUGGCACCAUUUGUGAAUAGUCUCUUCAUUCUAAGUCUGUUCUCCUUAGACUGUCUGUGCCUAAUUGUGACAUUCAUUCUAGGGGAAAGCUAGCUAUGGCUUCCCUCUUCAGCUUGGCUACGUUGGCUCAGCCAUUGCUUAAAACUUUUCUUUCAGAAAAUCUUGUCACAAGGAAGUAGGUUAAAAGUGAAAAGUUUUAUCAGUGGAAUUUUUUCUCUUUUGUGGAUGGAAAUUUGGUGAUUCUUUCAGUUUGAUAAAUGCCUGAAAUGUACCACCACAGUGGGCGUGAUAAUUUGGGGAGACUCAUAGAGUAAUCCCUGGUGGCCAGAAAUCACAGGCGAAUUCAUUUGGAAAGUAUGAAACCCUCAAAGGAAAAUGGCACGGUGCCUCACAUCAGGGAAAGGCAUAGUGAGUGCUCCUUGGAUUCAACUCACUGCUCCUGGCCCUGGAGAGACCAUGGAGGCCUCUGCACAUGCAUGUAGCUAGAGUAGCUACUCCUUGCUCACGUGGUCAAGAACCGCUUUCAUCUCACAAAUGGGUGCCUUCAUUCGGUGAGGAUCCCGCUUCUGGAUGGGAGAGUCCAGGGAUCUCCGUGGGAUCUUCAUUAGCUACAAAGUAUUGCCAUUCCCACCCAGGGGGGAAAGCUCCUUUUAGAGUUCAGAUUCAGGGACCACCCAUGACCGUGAGUCAUGUUGUCAUAAUGAACUUACAAAAAGGAAUGAAGACCUUUCACCUUGAUUUAAAGGUCUCUGUCCUCUUCACGCAUCCUUUCCACCCAGCAUGGGUCAGAAAUGUCAGCCUCCUCAAAACCCAGGUCCCUUCUUCCAGUGCUUCUUCAUCAGUCUCCCACUAGCUUUCACUGAAGGAGACGUGGUUUCCUUGCGCUUCUGGGACACAGGUAAGGAUCUCUGUUACAAGUUCUGUGUUAAUGUAACAUAGCUUUACAAACUUGAAGUGAUAUGGAGCUGUGUCACAUCCAUGGCAAUACCCAUAGAGCUGUUAGAAAGCAUAGAGUGCAGGACUGUUUCACUUGUCAUUUUCAGGGGGUACAAACCUGCUCUUUCAUACUUGGCUAGAAAUCAAAGCCUGGGCUGCUUCUUACUGUACAAAGGAAACCCUGCAAAUGUAUUAGAGCAAAGACCACCCAAACCCAAACAGAAAGACGUUUCCUUCUCUGGAAGUCUGUGUAGGAUGCUUCUCAGCUCAUAAGAGGCCUUUAAAAGAGGCAUCUGGGAGCACUAGACAUUAAGUGUGAAACAGUGUCUUAGCCCGUUAAAACAGGAAGCAUUGAAGCUGAAACUAGGGGAAAAAUGUGCCCUCCUCUUAGAGCAAAGGAUUUCUGCUUGUACUAAAUGGCUGUAUAAUUUCUUGUGUACAUAAUGUUAUCGAAGAUAGCAGUGCAGGGAUUCAGUUGCAUUUUUAUGUGUAUUUGUAAAUUGGUGCCCAUCUGUAAAUAAAGGCACUUGAUACAGAACUGUUUUUCUUCAGAUAAAUGACUUUUGUGGCCUAGCCUCUUUGUUUUUUGUGAAUGACCUGUUUACUUGGAUUUUGUUACUAUUAUGCAUUCAUUUUAAAACCUGUCUGUGCGCUGACUCUGGUCAUCAACAUGACAUUCUAAGGAACAAGAUCUGCAUCUUAAAGGUAGAGAGAGAUUCAAAUUCCUUGAUCAAUUCCUGAAACUAUAUAGCAUACAAGUCAUUUUCCAAACUAGCUACAGAAAGACCACCAAGAAUUGUGUGUUUUUUUUAAAUCCCGGUUAAUUUAGAUGAAGUUGUUAUUCCUGAUCUAAAGUGACCCAACCGAUUCUUUGAAAUGUCCUAGAAUUAUGUGUUGUCCUCAAUUAAGGAAACUGAUCAGCUAUGGAGAAUUGCUGCCUAUUAGUGUAGGUAUUCAGAAUACCACUUAAUGUCAUUGUACAGUUGAGGGUUUUUUCAUAGCUGUUGCUCAUGUGGACACACACACACACACACACACAGGUACGUGAAGAAUCAUCUUUGGCCAUCUGUCAUGGUCAAAGAAAGGCAGGGAAAUGUAGUGUGGACCCCAGUUAAAUAAAAUGUCAGAGAAUGCAUUACCUCCUAGAAAAUUUUUUUUACUUGCCAAGUGCAAGUUUGAAAUUUUCUUCCAUGUGAAAUAUGUCUGUGUGAAAAGAGGUGAUGACCACCUUUUUAACAGCUACUUGGAGGGUUACAUCUUCCAGGUCAAAGCAGUCAGUGAUUGAGUGCUGUGUUCUGCUUAUUCAGUUGUGCCACCUUAGGGGAGGAAGCUAUGCAGUGAAUUUGUUUUCUGUAUCUGUAGGGAAAACAUCCUUUAAAUGCUGGCUUUCUUCUCUAGGUAGUACAGAGGCAGGGACACGUAUGGGCUUCCUCCUACUAAUGAGACUCAUUAGCUCUUGUUAAGAGUGACUGACUGCCUGGGCCCACUGAAGGGUCCUUCUCUGUUUUCAGGACCCCCUUCCCCGUUGCCUUGAAUGGGCAUAGAACAGCAAUCUUUUGGGUCUCCAAAGGCCUGAAAAAGUUUAAAAGUUCAGAUAUGCCAAGAAUUUGGAGGUUCUUUCACUUUGUUUUUAAGAAAGAAAAAUACUUGGGGAGGAAAUGAAUUUGUCCCCUUUUCUUUGAUCUUGAGCUUUUGCGCUCGUUAGUUACUCUCAGAAAAGUCAGAAUUCUAGGCUUUGAGGCAGAUUGGGAAAGGGGUUUCACCCUGAUGGUGGCUUAACAUUCAGUCUUUCCUCUUGAUGGGUGCGUUCGAUUUUACCAGCAAGCCAUUGCUCACCUGCCAAGCUCUACUGUCAAAUUCCCAGUGAAACUCAGGAAAUGAUGCCAGAAGUUCUUUCACUUUUGGCCGUCUAUGUACCAGGUUUUUUAUAUUGUCUGGAAAUGACAAUAGACAAUAAACAUUUGCUGUGAGGGCCCAGGCUAAGGACUGGGCCCAUGUUGUUGUUUUGUCCUAACUCAUGAGAAAGUAGAGGCCCAGUUGGGGGGGAGGGGGGAGUGGGGGAGUGAGGAAGCAUCUGGAGGCUCAUCUGUGCAAGCGGCAUCUUUUACCUCAGACGAUGUUCUCAAAAGGGGAGAGAAUCUGCCGUCUGUCUUUAGUCUAACAAGAAUCUCCGAUGUCUAUUAAACCUGGGUCAGUUUUUCUUUGUGCAAAGGCACUCUUGAGCAAGAGUUAACAUCACUCGCUCUGUUAGCCUUUAGGGAUGUGUUAGUUUAGAAAUACUUUAAGCCAAGCCAUUGGAAACCAAGUUCUUGUUCAUUCACCUCAUUAGUCCUUUAGUUAAUUAGAUGAUCCAGUAGGUACUGUAAUUAUCAUAGGGGCAGUUUGGCCCAACCAAACUUUGGAAUGUUGGGUGCCAGAGACCACAUGAGCCAGGAGAGUGUGAACCCAUCAAUAAUUCCCCAAAACUAGGAGAAUGGUUUCUCUUUUCUCAUCAUACUUUAGACAGUGUUUUUGAAGUGUGGGGAUUUUUUUUUUGGUAUGAAUGUUUUUCAUUUUGUGUGAUCACCAAGAUACUCUAGUACUGAGGAUGAUCAAGUGAUAAAUGAUGAAAAUGACAUGACAAGUAUGUGGUAACUUAUUUUGCAUUCUUGUUCCAAAGAGACUGUAAGCCCCAGGAGGGCAGGGACUUGGUCAUUUUCAUGUCUGUGUGUCCCCAACACCUAUCGUGGUGCCUUGCACAUAGUAGGCGCUUAAUAAACGUCUGUUAGAAUUGAAUUUUCGAGUUUCAGAAAUAAUUGUGCCUGCAUUUGCUGGAUGUGCCUAAUGUUUUCUAGUAUUGUUUCCAAUACCGUACUCUCAAGCUACACAACAAUUGCUUUAGGUAUUUGUUAUAUUUGUUUCCCAUUUUACAAACAAGGUUCCCCACCUUUUAAUUUGUGUAGUGAAUACUAGGCAAAAUGGGAGAAGAUGAGAACACUUUAAAAUAGUAAUAAUUUAUUUCUUUGAAGCUGUGGCCUGAGGCUUAUUUACCUUUGUACCCUGUGUUUUCCAUAAUCUUCAAAAAUAUUAAUUGGUUGCAUCUUAGUUUCAGGGAUUCAGUUGUAUAUUAAGCAGUAGUAUAACAAUUGCUUGGCAGAAUGUCAUGGGUGGUUUUAUUUCUCUUCUGUCUUCAGACCAAGGUGCUUAUUAUGACACUCAGAUAACCUCCUAACCUGAUAGACUUCAUUUGAAAUACAUUGAGGUUAUACUUGCGAAUCAAGAAAUUACAUCCGCUAAUUUUCUUUUUGCCAUCCCACUAUAAGUUAGCACCGCCCUCCACUAGGGUUUUUCUUCUCGUCCUUCUUGGAAGCUGUUACUUUUUGCCAAUUUAUUUACAGAAAAUUAAAAACUCUGUCGAGCUAAUCCUUUAUCCAAUUGGACACAAGUGCAGCCUCGCCAGGAGUCCGGAGCGGUGACGGCCAUUUAUUGUUGUCAGUUCAGAGUUCCACGUUGACUCCACAUUGAGAAAGAUAACCUUUGUGUUUCAGUGUCUGUAAGGUUCUGUUGUAGCCCAUCAGUACUUGUGUUCUAUUUAAAUGUACUUGCAAAGUUUUCUUCAAAUUCUAAAAAAUGUAAUGUACCUAAUAAAUUUUAUCUUUUAACUUU